Molecule: messenger RNA, 5382 nt
Organism: Anoplopoma fimbria (sablefish)
Lineage: Eukaryota; Metazoa; Chordata; Actinopteri; Perciformes; Anoplopomatidae
Gene: kmt5b
Product: lysine methyltransferase 5B
Exons: 10
Coding region: 332-2953 (873 amino acids)
Cellular component (GO): nucleus
Molecular function (GO): protein binding; histone H4K20 methyltransferase activity
Source: RefSeq, a predicted model, not a curated record
CCACGUUAAACACCUGUUAGCUUUGUGAGGGGGUGGAGGCUGCAGGUGUCGUGUCGGGACACGUGUGUGGAUCGAUACGAGGUGUUAUUAGCGGUGUUAUUGGGGUUUAAUUGUGUGGGUUUUUUUUUAAAGAGAAACGUGUUGUUGUUGUUGAUGCUAGCUCCGGUAAGCUAGGUUAGCUUAACGGAGGCUAGGCUAGCCCCGCUGGAGCUGAAGGAGCUGGUCUUUGUGUCGGAGCACAGGUUUCAAACUCUAGACCCCAGUCUUCCCCACUCAAGAGUGUUUGUUCAUCUCGGAGACUAAAUGCAACUGGAUCAGGGGGCUUGUGGGCAUGAAGUGGCUGGGCGAAUCCAAGAACAUGGUAUUAAAUGGCAGACGACACGGAAACAAGUUGACCAGCGAGCAACAUGUGAGCCAGACUCGCUCUCAGCACUCACAGCGGGCGUCCCUUCGCCACAACAAAAACAGAAGUCGAAGAUGUAGCCGCAGGUUUAGUGCAGCCAGUCUGGAAGCAGAGAGGCGCUAUGUGCCAUCUUCGGGAAUGACGGCCAAGGAGUUGUGUGAGAACGAUGACCUGACCACGAGCCUGAUCCUGGAUCCAUAUCUGGGCUUUCAAACUCACAAAAUGAACACCAGAUUUCGACCGGUUAAGGGAAGACAAGAGGAGCUGAAGGAGAUCAUCGAGCGCUUCAAGAAACACGACAACUUGGAGAAAGCUUUCAGAGCUUUGACAACCGGCGACUGGUCACGAAAUUUUUUUCUCCACAAGACGAAAGCUCAAGAAAAACUUUUCAAGCAACAUGUAUUUGUGUAUCUGCGGAUGUUUGCCACAGACAGCGGGUUUGAGAUUCUCCCUUGUAAUCGCUAUUCGUCAGAGCAAAACGGAGCUAAAAUUGUGGCAACAAAGGAAUGGAAAAGAAACGACAAGAUCGAGUACCUGGUUGGAUGCAUUGCUGAGCUCUCGGAGAGUGAGGAAAAUAUGCUGCUCCGACACGGGGAGAAUGACUUCAGCGUCAUGUACUCAACACGCAAGAACUGUGCGCAGCUCUGGCUGGGACCAGCUGCGUUCAUCAAUCACGAUUGUCGACCAAACUGCAAGUUUGUGUCGACAGGACGGGACACAGCCUGUGUGAAGGUUUUGAGGGACAUUGAACCAGGAGAGGAAAUCUCCUGUUACUAUGGAGAUGGGUUUUUUGGGGAAAACAAUGAAUUUUGUGAAUGCUAUACAUGUGAACGACGGGGCACUGGUGCUUUCAAAUCCAAAGCUGGGCUGCCAGUGGAAGUGCCGGUGAUCAACAGCAAGUACGGGUUGCGGGAGACCGACAAGCGUCUCAACAGGCUGAAGAAGCUGGGGGAAGGAAACCGGAGCUCAGACAGUCACUCUGUAGGCUCCCACACCGACGUUGACUCUCAGGAAAUGCCAAAAACACAUCAAUCCGCCAGAAAACGAACAUCAUCUUCUGGCCUGAAGUAUAAAAACAGGACUCAAUCCAGACAGACUUUGUCGAGAGCCCUAACUACCUCAUGUUCAAAACAAGGUCGUGUAAACAAUAACAGGGUACCAAAGAGACUAAAAUCCCAAUCCAAGCCUUCACUAAGUAAAGUCCAGUUGCGGAGUCGCAGGAGGGGUGCAGAGCCCAAGGCGUCGGCCAAAGGAGAGACUUGCCAGCUGGGUCUCAGGGACUCAAAGGUGUCGCUCUGUAAGGGCGUCACGGUGAAGAAGGAGAAGGAUGGACAGGAGCUGAUGCAGCAGACGUUGGGCCAGCGGGGCUGCCUCACCCGUCACGCCGCCAAGGAAAAUGGCAAUCUACCGCAUGGGCAAGGCAGUGAGGGCAGCCAGUGUUCCACGUACAGGACUCGCAGGUCCACGCGGACCCUCAUUAAAGCCCAGGACUCAGCGGCCGGCGUUAAGCUGGAGCCCAGCGCCAUGGACGGCUUGAGCCCGGUCCCUGGCGGCGUGGUCAUUAAAACAGAGCCGGCGGACUUGGAGGAGUACCUCGGCCACGGGGUCGGACUGGAGCAGCCGGCGUUGGACGGUGGUUAUUCCAGGAGAAGCUCGUGCUCCAGGCGGAAACGGCCGUCGCGAGUCCGGACCGAGAGGACGAUUAAAUGUGAGGACUCGUACGGCGAGCCGUUCAUGCCGGUGGCCCCUAGCCACGCCGCCAACUUCUCCGACUGCAGCAACGUGCUGCUGAGCUUCGCCGACCGGCACAGGGACUACAACGGGGUUUCCAACGGCAGCAAAUCCCUACGCAGGGACAAAGGUAAGAGCAGCUGCCGGUCGCAGGACAAGGUGAAGAAGAAACGCCAGAUCACGCGAUACGACGCCCAGCUGAUCCUGGAGAACAACACGGGCAUCCCCAAACUGACGCUCCGCCGGCGGAGGGACAGCAGCAGUAGCAAGACCAACGACAACGACCCCAUCGGCUCCUCCAACCUUUCCUCCUCCACGGUCAACUCGGCCUCUUCCAGCAAAAUCAGCAUCAAGUUCAGCAAGGACCACGACAAGGACAAAGGCAGCUCGUACAUCGCCAAACUGAACAACGGCUUCACCCCCGUGGUCCACAGUAACUCCACCAAGCUGAAGAUCCAGCUGAAGAGGGAGGACGAUGCGCGCAGGAUAUCCCAGACAAAGGCGGACCAGAUGUCCUUUAAUGGGGACAUGGGCCAGAGUCUGGAGGCCAGAAAUGGUGGACAUCGGACCCAAAAGGUCCUGGCAGAGCCGUCGUCGUCGUCGUCGUCGGACGAGGACGACGACGAGGAAGAGGACGACGACGACGACGACGAUGAUGACGACGACGACGAAGAUGACUACUUCGACAAUGAGUUCGAAGACGAUUUCAUUCCACUUCCUCCAGCAAAGCGCCUCCGACUCAUCGUGGGCAAAGACUCCAUAGACAUCGAUAUCUCCUCCAGGAGGAGAGAGGAUCAGUCUCUGAGGCUCAAUGCAUAAGCUGUGGAGCUCAUCACUCCCACCUCCCCCCCCCCACCUGUAAAUAAAGAUGACUCGCUAAUCAACUGUUGUGUUGAUGUAAAAGAAGUACAGUAAUUUAAAAACAAAAAAAAUGCUGAAAAAUUCUGAAUGAAGGUGCUGUUGACCUUAAAAACAAAUCUCUGUUAUUCACUUACGUUCAUCAUCAAGUUCUAAAUAUAAAACAAAUAACAUUAUUUGAGCAAAAGCUUACUCACACAUUUAAUCUGCACACUAGUCUAAAUUUAAACUGGUUUUCCCUCCUUUAUAGUUUCUGAAUAAUCCGACCCGUAAGUGAAAAACGAGCAUUUGUUUUAAGUUCAACCAUUCCUUUAAGUGAAUGCACUUAUAUUCAUAAUGGACAUGGAUAUUGUAGAAAGUGUACAGUAUGGUGACUAUCCCCUCUGUCUCAUAGGCAGGUUUUUAUUGAACUCUUGAUUUCUGUCUCCUAGUUUGUAACUUUUUUUUCUUGCACGCGGCGAAACCACGCCGAGCGUACGGCGCGGCUUCGGUCCAGAGGCAUUAAAAGAUCAGUCAGUUCAGUUCAUUUGGAUCCAGGUGCCAUGUUGUCAUUAUCCCAGUAGUUCUCCUGCUAAAGAACCACUUUGAAUUUCAGUAAUUCAUCAAUUAUGGACAUUAUUUACUGUGUAAGUUAAUCACCUGUCUCUCUGUUGAGUCCAAUCAUGCGAUGCUAAUCCCUCAUGCAAAUCAUAUUAUCCAUCAUAGAAAGAGCUGCUGAGGCAGAUAGUUUUUUUUUUUUUAUAUAUAUGUUACGUAUUUAUCAUGCAACCAAAAGUUAAUGUGCUGCAGAUCACUGACACAAUGUCGACAAACGUUUGCAUUAACAAUAUGCAUGUGGAACUGCAGAGCGUUUGGUUUCGCCUGCAGUCGUCACACAUUCAUGAUAUAACGUACGUUUUUGUUUGUUUUUUAUUUCCCCACCCCUAGAGCGCUGUAAAUAAAUUACGUUAAUUAAGCUGCAGAGUUCCAAGAAGUAAAAGCACACAAGGUUUAUUACUGUGUAAUGGUAACAUGGCACACCUUUGUAGAUCAAAAGGUAAAUCAAACCAAAUCCAAACAUAAAGGCUACCUAUUUGCUUUUCAAACAUGUAAUCAAGAAAAGUAAUGUACAGAAAGACCGGCUCACGUCCUUCAACUGAACAUCUAUUCUCUCUCAAAGUCCAGUCUCACUUUUGUUUUUCUAUUUACCUAAUCAGAUAUUUUGGGGGAAGUUAAGAUCAACACUAGAGUUUUAGGAGGAAAACCCACAUCUGAAAUGUUCUUAACUAGCGUAGAGCCAUGUAUUCUUUUCCUCUAUGGUGCUACCUUUAAUUUCUUCACCACCUUGUUCUGAGUUUCUGUCCUGUGUGACUCUCUACUGGUAGAUGGCGGCAGCAUUAACGUACAACCGGCCCACAUAAAUCUGUAGAAAUCCACGUUUCUAUCAGUUGUGUUUGUAGCCUAUUUAAGUUGUGUUUUUAUUUAAGUUUGUUUUAUUUACAGGUGCUUUUUUAGUUUGCAAACUCAGCAUUAGGUGCCUUAACAAAGAGCUUCUUCACACAUUUAGACCAAAUUUGUAACUAAUCAAUGAAUAGUGACGAUGCUGAGCCAUCUGCUCCCCCCCCUUGAGAUAUUGAAACACUUCAACACAAGUCCGCCGUCAGUCCUUCUGUAUAUUAUUUUAUUUUUGUUGUGUGGAUUAUAAAUGAACUGUCCAGUAGAUCAAGGGAUCAACUGAGAUCGAAUGUUAACCCACUUCUCCUUGUGUUAAUACGUACUGUUCAUAUCACCAGCAGCUAAUCACCGUUCUGGACCCGGGCUCAGUCUGUCCUUCCCUCCUUUCGUCGGACGUCUUCAUCCUACACUGUAAACUGUUCCAGGUGUAACGUCUGUGUGGUCUUUGUGUCCAAUAGACAGCUGUCAAGAUUUCCAAUUGAUCCAAAAAGUUUAAAAAAAGAAAAACUGAAAAAAAAGGCAAAACAAAAUGUGAAUAGUUUGCGGACAUUUUAGCGUGUUGCGUUGGUAGUGGGAAACGUAAAGAGAAUUAAAAAUGGACAGUGCAUAUAUUGUCCGAUAUGUAAAUCAUGUGAACACAUCUUGUACUUAUUUAACAGUUUUGAAUACUUGAAAACUAUAUAAAGUUUCUUUGUGACUCCUGUUUCCCCCGAGCCUGUUCUGAGGUCGACUGGAUGUUGACGGAAAAGCUUUGUUUUGUUUUUUUAAAUGUUGCUUUAUUUUCUGUAAAUGUUAUUUCCUCUCACAGAUAUGACUAGUUAUUAUCUAUAUUUCUUAUUAUUGUCAACAAAUCCUAUGAAAAUAGCAAAACCAACAAUGUGUUAGACGGCCUUUCAAUGCAUUCUGACUUCCUGUUUUUGGCUCCAAGCUCAUUGGUUACUGGUUUUGAAGAUGCA